Stylonychia lemnae is the source of this 468-nucleotide messenger RNA. The record is from the annotation of a GenBank genome assembly. NCBI's taxonomy places the organism in Eukaryota, Ciliophora, Spirotrichea, Sporadotrichida, Oxytrichidae.
AUGGAGUUUUAAUCAGAUCAGAAUGAUGAGUUAAUCAUUAGACUCUCAGAUAUUGAUGGUUAACAAGGCGAUGAGGCAUUUGUCACAAUGUGCAAAAGCAAAUCUUAAAGUGUCAGCAAUAGGAAUGAGCUUAAAAGACCGAGAAUGAGAUCAUCUUAAAUGUCAGGAUUCAGUUACAACACCUCCAGAACUUCAUCUGCAAUUUUUACUGCUCAGAGCUUCACUUUUGACGAAGAAGAAUUAGGCAUUUAUCCAAGGUUAUUGACAUGUCCUCAUUGCUUUUAAUCUGGAAUUUCUAUUGUAAAGUUAUAAAAUAGUCGAAUGGCGUAUACAGCAAGUGGAGUUUGCUGUCUAUUGGGUUGCUGGGCUGGAUGUCAGUGCAUUCCUUUAUGUCUUGAAAACUUCAAAGAGAGUGUUCAUUCUUGCAGGAGCUGUGGAGAAAUUAUUUCUAAAGUUAGGAACUAAUGA